UUUUGAGUGUUGAGAAAUUUUUUAGUAGUACGCCAAUCGGACGGCAAGGGAUUGAUCAUCAACUAGCACACUGAGACUUCCUUCGUACACCGCUCAGUUUGCAUCCCAUUUCUUCUCUCACGUGUCUCCAGAAAACUCCGCACUCUUCGGCCAGUCAAACCCCCUACAUUUCUGAAGUAGAGCAAAACAUCAAAGGCUCAAACCAGUAGCUCCCAUCUCACACAAAACCCUUAGACAUCCAAACAAAACGAAGCUUCACAGCGUCCGUGCAAUCUAGGGCUUCUCAGAGACCACCGAUCACGAUGUACCGAAACGCGGCUUCUCGCCUCCGGGCUCUCAAAGGUCGCACAUGCCGUAGAGCACCUGCAAGGUUUGCAAGUUCAAGUGCUGUUACUACAACAUCAUCCUCUUCAGGCGGCUUUUUAAGUUGGCUGACUGGGAGUCAGUCCAAGUCCAUACCAUCACUGGAUUUGCCCCUACCAGGUGUUGUCCUACCACCUUCAUUGCCUGAUUAUGUUGAACCUAGUAAAACUAAGAUAACAUCUCUGCCAAAUGGCCUCAAAAUUGCUUCAGAAACUUCAGCAAGUCCUGCAGCAUCAAUAGGAUUAUAUGUUGACUGUGGUUCAAUCUAUGAGUCACCAGCCUCAUUUGGGGUCUCGCACCUACUUGAGUGUAUGGCCUUCAAAACCACAACAAACCGAAGCCAUUUGCGUAUUGUGAGGGAAGUAGAGGCGAUUGGUGGCAACGUGAAUGCUGCAGUUUCUCGGGAGCAGAUUGGAUAUACCUUUGAUGCUUUAAAGACUUAUGUUCCUGAAAUGGUAGAGCUGCUUAUUGACUGUGUGAGAAACCCUGUUUUCCUGGAUUGGGAGGUCAAUGAACAGAUUCAGAAAGUGAAAGAGGAAAUUGCUGAAGCUGCAAAGAAUCCUCAUGGCUUGCUUUUAGAGGCCAUUCACUCGGCUGGUUAUUCUGGUGCAUUGGCAAAUCCUCUUUUAGCCCCAGAAUCUGCAGUUAAUAUAUUGAAUGGUACAGUUUUGGAUGAUUUUGUUGUGGAAAAUUUUACGGCUUCUCGGAUGGUACUGGCAGCAACUGGUGUUGAACACGAAGAACUGUUAUCUGUUGCAGAACCCCUUUUGUCGGACCUUCCCAAUGUUCCCCAUCCUCAGGAGCCAAAAUCUGUGUAUACUGGAGGAGAUUAUCGUUGCCAGGCUGAUUCAAGGGAUCAAACUCAUUUUGCUCUUGCAUUUGAACUUCCUGGUGGUUGGCACAAGGAGAAGGAAGCUAUAAUUUUGACUGUUCUUCAGGUUUUCAACAUUCUAAUGGGUGGAGGUGGAUCAUUUUCAGCUGGUGGCCCUGGAAAAGGAAUGUAUUCAAGACUAUAUCUUCGUGUCUUGAAUGAGUAUCCACAAGUUCAGUCAUUUUCAGCAUUCAACAGCAUUUACAAUCAUACUGGCAUAUUUGGAAUACAAGCUACAACUGGUUCUGAUUUUGUACCAACUGCAGUUGAUGUAGCUGUCAAGGAGCUUAUUGCUGUUGCAACACCUGGACAAGUUGAGCAGAAAGAACUAGACCGUGCUAAACAGUCAACCAAGUCUGCCAUUUUGAUGAAUUUGGAAUCCAGAAUGGUUGCUUCAGAAGAUAUUGGUAAACAAAUCUUGACAUAUGGUGAGAGGAAACCUGUGGAGCAUUUCUUGAAGGCUGUUGAUGAAAUUACACUGAAGGAUAUUUCUUCAGUAGCCCAAAAGCUUCUGUCUUCUCCUCUCACAAUGGCAUCAUAUGGAAAUGUCAUUAAUGUCCCAACAUACGAUUCAGUUAGCAGCAAGUGCAAGGGAAAAUGAAAUUGCUUUGUUCUGUCAAACUUGAUGGGUAUUUGACCUGUUUUCGACAGUUUUAUGCAUCUGCAAGGUGCUGUUGAAAAUAAGAAGUUUAGUUGCUUCCAUUUUUAACAAUAAAUUGUUUAUAUCCCUCCCUAGCAAGCAACGUAUUAGUGAAAUAGCUUCUGCAGACAAUGGGACUCUUUUGUUUCUGCUGAAUUCCAUGACUUUGGUCAACGGUUUUGAAAAAUCUGUCUUCAUAUUUUUUUCCACUACUGUUUUACCAAUUACCCAAAGCAAAUUCACCUAUGUUUCUUAACCUGCGAAUGUUUUGACUGGAAAAUUUUUGGUGUAUAUGUCAGAACAUGUGCUGGUUUUUGCAUAAUUUUCAGGUUUUACAUUUUACAAUUUAUUUCAGGUUACUCGAAUUUAAGAUGGAUGCUUUUGAAUUCACCCUUACGCUUUCUCUGCCCAUUUCUUUUUUUUUUCCCCGCUCUUUACAUGUUAUGGACGGUGGGGAAAUUGAUUUUGGCAUGAAGAUUAUUUCAAAGCGUAAGGAUUGCAUGAAUAUGCUUAUAUGGUUGUCAUCCGUGUCAACUGCGAACACAGAUAUUAAAUCUUAAUAAUUAUGUAGUGCACAUGUUCGAGUAACUUGCUUGCAAUAGAUUUCUUCUUUACGUCAUUUAGUACUGUAUUGAUUGAUUAGUACAUGUACUGAUUAUCAUGAAUGGUCGACUGGUUGUUCUGGAAUGGUUUUAAUUUUGGGAGUGGAAAUGAUGAUAUACAUAUGAUCAAGUAUUUUUUUUUAUUAUUACUAUUACGUUGCAAUAAUUGCUGUCUGUUCCUCUUUAUUGUGUGUAUAAAUAAGUUUUAAGUGAUCAAUAUUUGGCAUAAAGUUUGCUGUUCUUGAAGUUUAUGCUUUUAAUCUUAAGCCUUGCUCAUUCCUAAAUAUGAAAUAUGAAAGGUGGUAAAACUGGAUACUUUUGAUAUCCAUCGGCAACUACCCGGUGGCUAUACCAUUCAACCAGAAUAUACGGGCAAUAAAGACCUUGAUCAACAAGUUCUUAAAAAAAUUAUUGCUCUUUUGACAAUGGCAGAAAGCAACUGAGCAAGCCUGUUAACAAUUUAAUAAGCAUGGUGAAAGAUGUGGUCAAAACACCAAAAAGAUGGAGAGGAAUAAAAUCAAGGGCCAAAAUGCGAAAUCUUUCUUGUCAAACAGUCUUUGCCAACAAUAUUUGUCACACCAUUCUUCUCAAACAAAAUUAAGUUGGUCAGCAGAUAGUAUCCCUGUGUCCUUUCUUUUAUUUUAGAGUUCUUUUUUCUUUUACCCCCAAGUCCCACAGACAGACCUUGUGGUUUGCUCUUUCUUAACUUCACAUCUGAUUUUCUUCUCUUUAUUCUUCACUAAAGAUCAAGAUUUUUACACAUGAAUUAGCUAUAUUUAGUGAAACAUCGUUGCCAACCACAACCAGUCGCAGCAGCACUCAUUCGAUUAGUUGCAAUUUUUGUUGAGAGUUGAGGGAGGCAUUGGUAGGCAAAUUUCUGCGCUGUGUCUGAGCUCAACAUUUUGUGCUUUUCAUUCUCCACUCGGGCAUCUCUCU
This is a messenger RNA of Durio zibethinus, 3412 nucleotides long. Its product is annotated as mitochondrial-processing peptidase subunit alpha-like. Gene Ontology annotation, molecular function: metal ion binding. Gene Ontology annotation, cellular component: mitochondrion. NCBI's taxonomy places the organism in Eukaryota, Viridiplantae, Streptophyta, Magnoliopsida, Malvales, Malvaceae. The record is from RefSeq and is a predicted model, not a curated record.